CACCUCUCAACAGAGCCCUUUCACCUGACCUGUCUAUGAAACAGCAACAGUCUGGGAGUCAUUUUUUACGCUGGUCCUUAGUUUCUCCAAAGUUAUAAUUACUCGUCCCAUUAUAUUUAGAAAUGGAAUGACAGCACAGUAUGAUAUUUAACAGUCUAAUUUUGGAUAAACAUUAUCGUCAAUAUGAGAUGAGAGACCACAGGAGCAGGUGCACAGUCUGGUUAAAGCGAUUGCUGGAGGUGUAAUUUCUCCUGGUCAGGGCUCAGUCAAUCCUGUAAUGGCUCCUCUAAGGCACAGUAAGCUCAUUAGCAGGCAAAGCCUUUGUAAUCUUGACACAUACUGACUUUUAACCAGCGACGCUUAAGAAAUUAUACACAUUUCCCCGCUUGACUUGAAAGCAUAGAAACCCAACUCGAUCUAAACAAGCUAGGCAGUCAGACAGUGUAACAGAGCUGUUUAUCUACAGGGAAUUAGAUGGGUUUGUGCAAGCUCUGACUGAGGGCAUGGAAACAAAGGGCUUUACACAUCAUGGCUUUCUGUCACCUGUGGUUUGAAAGAGCACAUUCAUACUGACAUGCCUGACAUCCAUUACUUCUCAAGGACAGGUUGUCUUCCAUUAAAAGGACACAAAUGAAUAUUUUCUGUCUGUAUGCAUGACACUGUAUUGAAAAUAGACAGCAUGAAUCAUUGGGAAUCUGUUGUUUAUUUCAUGCUGAUGAGAAAUGUCUUGAUGCCCCCUGAUUCUAAACACCAUCAUGAAAGUGCCCUUGUGUUCUCUUGUGUUAAAUAAAACCAACUUUCUGCAUGCUGGUGCCACCCUGCAUGCAGCAGUUAUCAACAUAAAUGUCAACCCUAUCUUGCAAUGUUUAAGGAACUUUAUACACCAAUACAUGUUUUUUUUGUUUUUUUGUUUUUUUGUUUUUACGUGAAAUAAAUUGAUACAGUAGUUGCUUUAGAUUCCAUUUCUCGUCUUUCCAUUUGCCUCACUGGUGAGAGCUUUCUGACUGUGUAAAGUGGCUUUAUCAAAAACAAACAAAAAAAAAAGAAUAGGAAGCUGCAGUGUACACAAUAAUACCAUUCAAAGCUAGACUGCUUUCAGAACCAUCAGUCAUCGUCACUUUUACUCUGCCUCGCAGCACUGACAACCUCCAUUAUGUUAUUUUUUUUGUUAUUUCGGUUGUGUUUGUUUAUUUUGUGGUACAGAUCUACCUAUCUAUUCAUUUCCCCUUACAAUACAGAUCUGGAAUAUCCAGAUUUUAAAACUUGAGACUGAAAGAAAAAAGAAAAAGAAAAAAAAAAAAAAAGUCGGACCAUAUCCAUUUAUAACCUAAAGGGUGAAGCAAUCAAACAUCCAUCAACAUCCAAAAAUGUUUCCGUGCACAUGCCGGAGAGAAUAAGGUCCUUCUAUUCCACUUACCUCUCUGUGGCAUCAACUAGAAAGAAAAAAAAUAAAUAAAUAAAAAAUGAGAGAAAGUAGCCACAAUAGGUGAUGAUCAAAUUCUCAGUGAGAGUUCUCUGGCAAAAUAAAAGACAAACGACAAAGAGAACCAAAGGGAAGAAGAGGGUGAGUGAAGGGGGGCCGGGUGAAGAGACAAAUGAAUGAGAGCUGUUUGAAAGGAUGAGAGAAAAAAAGAGAGGCUGCUGGAAAGAAAGUGAGAGUGAACAGAGAGGAGACCAGAGGAGCAGGUGGAGGACAGUGAACUCAUACAUCUGCAUCUGUCAUGACUUGGAGUUUUUGGGUGCAUUUUCUGUGCUUGGGAAGUUUUUCCUUUUGCCCGAGUAUAUCAGCAGCCUCUAUUAGUUAGAAAAUGUGCCACGUUUGCAGGAAGGUGAAGGCUGCAAUCUGCCACCUUGUCUACGUGAAAGGGAGGUGUAAUAUUCCUUCUUUUCAACAAAGCCGCCACUAGGGUAGGUGUAAACAUGUGACGUGACAUGAAGCACGAAGUUGGGCAUGAGCAGUGAUGUACAACAUAUGCAUCAGAAGAAUAUUUAGCCCCAUGAUACCAGUGUCAGUCAUAAUUUCUGUGCAGCUGCCUGCUCAAGGCCAGCGGGAUGCAGCAUAAGCAUGACUGGCCACUGCCUUGUCAUGGGUGCCCCCCCCCUGCCAUGGUAUUAAAUGUGGCGACACUUGAUAGAUUUACUUAUUUAUAGACCUGUGGCCCAUAUUCUCAUCUCCUCAGUCAAAAACAUGCCAAUCUUAAACCCCCGCACUUAUAGGAAGCGUGCAGCGGAGCGCCUCGCCCCCUCCGUUAGCACCAGACAGCUAACAGGAAACAGGUCAAUUUUUACUUCAGAAUAAGAGCUUUACAUUGCACCCCAUUGGAGUUUAGAACUGUGUUCUUAGUGGGGGGCUUUUAAUUUGAAAGUAGCGACCGUUAGUAGCUUGCCGCUACAACAGCAAGAGGACAACCAAACAGCUACAGAGAUGGACUGACUGUUGUGAUCAACUGUUUCCUGGUUUUAAAACUCCCCGGCUGUGCGUCGCACAAUGGUGGACGUCAUCGACACCUCCACCCAUCUCACACAACUGCUGGCACAUUGACAACUUGGAUUUACAUAGCAGUGGAGGUGGAAAUAAGUGUACCCUCCUAAGCGUCAUAUUGAUGGACCAAAACAGACCCCCAAUAUAUUGCAGUCUGUCUAAACUUGUUGACCUAGCGACCAAAAUGACAGCCCAGUAUAAAAACGGCUAGAAGUGCAGCGGAGGCUGGGCGUGUCCUUCUUGGAGGGCUGAAGCGUAUCUCCCCAUCAUGCCUCCUGCCUACACACCUCUGUCACCAGCCACACUGCCACUCCCCGAGCCGAAACCUACUCCAGGACCUCGUCCACCCUCUGGAACCACCUCACCACCACCACCCAGCCUGCCACCACCAUUCUCUGCAUUAUCUGGAGUUUCCUAACCUCUGGUAACCCCUCUCCUCGCAGAGCCUUCUUCGUUCUGCUUCAACAAGCUACCUCUGAACUGCACUUCAAUCAUCAAUUGUUAAAUAAAUCACCUUUAAACCGUCUCCACUCCGGCUGUCUGCUUCUGGGUCCAUCUACGAACAUUCAAAUGGUCACAGCAUCAUGUUUGAGAAAACCUGUCAGAGAUGGAUCCUGCAUUUCUGCAGCGUUGUGCCUGAACGCGUUCAGUGAACGAUCGUUCAUGAACUCAUAUAUUUUGGUUGAACAUGAACUAAACAUACUGUGUUCUGCCUGAUGAACAUUAUUGUGAGCGUGUUCAUUCUGGGGCUCUCUCACAGUUUAACUUUGUUCGAGAGAGUGCCAGCUUUCCGUCGAGGCUUCCAGGCGAAAGCUGGCUAAAACACACCAUGAACAGGCCUUAAUAUGUAGCUGGAAAACACAUUCAAUCAGGCAACACCAGCCACCACAGAGUUGCACUGCCACGUGUCAUCAACAUGCGAAGCAUGGAGGCAAAAACAAAUGAAGACAGCAGUGCUACCUCAGACUCUGCCUCCAUUCAUACGGCAUCUUCGUAUGAUUACUUAAAACAAUUUUUAUGAAAAGGUCAGUGAUGAUCCAGGAGGGAAAAAUCUGACCUUUUUGUUUAAACUUUGCCCGUCGGGUUUCAAGAAUCCGUACAUCAUAAACAUCAACAGCAGACCUGAAAUGGCACAGUGAGCUAAAGCACCCAGUGAGCCUUUCAAGACUUGGGAUCACUGCCAGAAAACAUCCAGGUCAACGACAGUGUGUCUGGCAAAGUGACUGUAUGGAGGCAACAACAAGAAGAAGUAACUCCUUUGAGUGCACAUCAAAAGUGUGCCAGGAGCAACAGCUGCAAUAGCUGCUUCAGCAUCAGAGGAAUGAGGAAGAACCAAGUCAAGGAUUUCUGAAUCACUCAAUAUCAGGAACAGACAUUCUAUGUCUUAAUAGGAAUGUCUGCAACAAUUCUUCAAGCAACACAAGCUCCUUAAGAAAGGACCAUACAUCGAGUGCAAAGGGCCAAAAUGUGUUCAAUGCUGAGAUACAUACAAGGAGGAGCUCAGUGCCAAGAGGAAGAUACAGAUGACCAGCAACCAUCUACAAGCAGUUCAAGCACACAUCAAACCUGUCCGGUCAGCAGUGAGUGAAAACAGAAAGAAGAUUUUGGACCUUUACCCUCAUCCAUGAUGUUAUAGCCUUGGUAACAUGUGAUUCCUGAAGCAGUCUUACUCGCUUUUACAUCCCUAAAGGUGUUGUGUCCAGGUGGGGUGGUAACCAUGGAGAGGCUGUGGCUGUGUGUGAUGCUGGCAGUUGCCAUGGCAGUGCGGGCACAGAUAUGCCCGAAGCGCUGCGUAUGUCAGAUCCUGUCGCCCAACCUGGCGACCCUCUGUGCCAAGAAAGGUCUGCUGUUUGUACCGCCGAACAUUGAUAGGCAUACAGUGGAGCUGCGGCUGGCUGACAACUUUGUCACAAGUAUAAAGAGGAAAGAUUUUGCAAACAUGACACGACUGGUGGAUCUCACAUUAUCCAGAAAUACCAUCUCCUUCAUCACACCUCAUGCCUUUGCCGAUCUGGAAAACCUCAGAGCUCUACACCUCAACAGUAACCGACUGACGAGGAUAGGCAAUGAUACAUUCAGCGGGAUGUCGAAGCUUCAUCACCUCAUCCUGAACAACAACCAGCUGGUGCUCAUCCACCAGGGAGCGUUCAAUGACCUGCUGGCACUGGAAGAGCUGGACCUCAGCUACAACAACCUGGACUCUAUUCCUUGGGAGGCCAUCCAGAGAAUGACCAGCCUACACACGUUGAGUUUAGACCACAACAUGUUGGACUUCAUUCCAGAGGGGACAUUUUCCCUGCUACAGAAGCUCAACAGGCUGGACGUCACCUCCAAUAAACUCCAAAAGCUGCCACCAGACCCACUCUUUCAGCGGGCACAGGUCCUGGCAACGUCAGGGAUCAUGACCGCCACGUCUUUUGCGCUGUCGUUCGGUGGGAACCCCCUCCACUGUAACUGUGAGUUACUGUGGCUGCGGAGGCUGAACAGAGAGGACGACCUGGAGACUUGCGCUUCACCUCAGCACCUGUCUGGCCGAUACUUCUGGUCUAUCCCCGAGGAGGAGUUCCUCUGCGAGCCCCCGCUCAUCACCAGGUUCUCCCAUGAGAUGAGGGUGCUUGAAGGGCAGAGAGUCGCGCUCAGGUGUAAGGCAAGAGGUGACCCGGAGCCAGCCAUCCACUGGAUCUCUCCUGAAGGCAAACUGGUAUCUAACUCCUCCAGAACGCUGGUCUACAACAACGGGACUCUGGACAUCCUCAUCAGUACUGUGAAAGACACCGGCUCCUUCACCUGCAUCUCCUCCAACCCUGCCGGUGAGGCCCACCAGACAGUGGACCUGGUUAUUAUAAAACUCCCCCACAUCUCCAACAACACCAAUAACAUCCAGGAGCCCGACCCCGGGUCGUCAGACAUUUCCACAUCCACCCGAGGCGGGGCCAACGGGAGCAACGUGACGGGCGACGUGAAGGGAGGGGUGGAUAAGAGGGUGGUGACGGCCGAGGCCACGUCGUCGACGGCGCUGAUCAAGUUCAACUUCCAGAGGAAUAUUCCAGGCAUCAGGAUGUUCCAGAUACAGUACAACGGGAGCCAAGACGACUCACUGGUUUACAGGAUGAUCCCGCCAUCCAGCAAGAACUUCUUGGUGAACAACCUGGCAGCAGGGACCGCGUACGACCUCUGCGUACUGGCCAUCUACGAUGACGUCAUCACCUCUCUGACAGCAACACGCGUGGUCGGCUGUGUGCAAUUCACCACCGAGUCGGAGUACAUGAGGUGUCAUUUCAUGCAGUCGCAGUUCCUCGGCGGAACGAUGAUCAUCAUCAUCGGAGGGAUAAUAGUGGCCUCUGUGCUCGUGUUCAUCAUCAUCCUGAUGAUACGGUACAAGGUGUGUAACCCUGGUGAGGGGGGUAAAGGCGUUUCAAUGUCGAUGACCAACGUUCACUCACAGACCAACGGGCAGCAGUCGCAGGGAUGCACUGUGACUCCCAGCGUCUCGAAACACGGUUCAAUCGGAUUAGAAGACCUCUCAGGAGGCUCGAAGAAAAGGAGCGGGGCAGGAGGAGGAGGAGGGGGAGGGAAGGAUACAAUGACACAGUCGUCCGACUCUUCCCUGCCUGACUGCUCCACAGCUACGUCGGUUCUCAGCCAGCCUUGGGGAGCAAGAAGCCCGACAGCGGGAGCCGAGGAAAAAGCGGGUGAAGAGAGAGCAGGCGUCUCGUCGCCCACCGCUGCCACAGGUUCCCUCGCCAAGCCAAAGCGGAAGCCCGCUCCGAGUAAGCCGGGCUCAGCUUGCUCGAACCCGUCGGCUGCUCCCGACAACAUCCCCACCUCCACCCCUCGCCCUCCCUCCUCCUCCUCGGCCGCCUCCUCCGCUCUCCUCCCCUCCACCCCUCUGGAGAACCUCAACACCAACCGCAACAACAAUUACGCCUCCCUCAACCAAACCCCGCCCCCCUUCGCCCCUUCUUCUUUCUCUAGCCCCCUCGCCACGCCGAGUCCCGUCCCCUCCAUCCGGUUCAGAGAGACGCCAAUCCUGCGCAGGGCUCCUCGCGCCUCCUCCUCCGCCUCCGCCACUGCCUCCGCCAAGUACCAGACUCUCCCUGUGGAGGAGGGAGGGAGGAGCAGGGCGAGGAGGAGAUACUCGCUCAGUGAAGGAGGCAGCUCAAAGACUUACUCGUCCCAUCAGGGAGGAGGAGGAGCACCAAAAAUAGGGCGCAUAAUGCGGAACAAAAGGAGCCAAUCAAUGAGCGGGAUGCUUCUCCCAAAAGAUGGGGAUGGAGAGUCGGACAGAGGGCGGUGUGAAUCGGACUGGAUCUUAGAAAGCACGGUUUGAACUUAAGCCAGACAGAAAGCAUCAAACAAACCUUGGUUUAUUCAUUAUUGUUCAUCUUUUGUAUGAGUGUGUGCCUGCGGUUAUGUGCGUGUGUGUGUGUGUUAGUUUGCAUUUGUUUAGAGGUGUGUGAGUGAAGGCUAACAAACAAUGGGGUGUGUGUGUGUGUGUGUGUGUGUGUGUGUGUGUGUGUUGUGUGUUUUCGGUGUGUAUGUGUGUGUUCAUGUUUGAACCUUUGUUUCUAGACGUGAGUUGAUGAUUGUGUGUUUCUGGGUGAAAGUGUUGAGCAUCCUUUUUUUUUUCUCGGCCUGUCGUUUUUGUUUUGUUUUUUUAUAAUUUGUCUUCACAGCUCUUUGUAUUCCGUUUACAGUGUUUUUCUUUUUUUUCACAUUGAUGGUUUCCUAUCUGUUUUGCAAGUUGGUCAUUCAGCAAGCGGUUAUCUCGCCUUGUCUCGUAGCGUCCUCCAGUUGUCUCGUUGGUUCCACUUUAUAGCACAAAAACAAAACAAGACAAUGGGCUCGCCACGUCAUUCCCCGAUUCACACUCACCUUGUCUGAGAAAAAAAAAAAAACACCAAAAGGGAAUUGUUACAGGAAAAAAGUAGGGGAAAAAAAAAAAAAAAACAAUCCAAGAACUGAAAAGCACACCAUUCUUAUGCUCACAUGCCCACAAGAAGUGUGUGUCCAUACCGCGGCAAGAGAAUAGCAGUCGGUGCCUUCUUUUGCACUCAGACAACAGACCCUCUGACAGCUGACAGAACCCGGAUCCAGGACUCCACCACGCUCAGCGAAACGAGGGAGGGGGACAAAACAAAGGAAGAGAGAGAUUUCACACAUAGCCUUUCUUACCUACUGAGGAGUACAGAUGUUUCUCGACAUGUAGACAGACACAAACUGAGACGAAAAAGCAACAGACGAAGACUUCAACGUACCUCUUAUGAAAUUGAUAUUUUUUAAAGGGAAGAAUUGAAAAAAAAGAAAAAGAAACAUAAAAAAAAAAAAAGAAAAAAAAAAAAACCCUGUGAGCUUUUCACUGACAUUGGUAUACUGUAGCCUGUGUUGGUCACAAGCUCCCGGAAAGCUUCUGUACAGAAAAAGACAACAUGUACUGUGUUGUUAUGUUGUGUAAAAUAAAAAAGGGAUAAAAUGAAAAACUGGA
Messenger RNA from Acanthopagrus latus (yellowfin seabream), 7967 nucleotides. It is a transcript of the gene lrfn5a, whose product is annotated as leucine rich repeat and fibronectin type III domain containing 5a. Gene Ontology annotation, molecular function: protein binding. Lineage: Eukaryota; Metazoa; Chordata; Actinopteri; Spariformes; Sparidae. The transcript is spliced from 14 exons. Bases 4200 to 6812 code for a protein of 870 amino acids. The record is from RefSeq and is a predicted model, not a curated record.